Nezara viridula (southern green stink bug) is the source of this 6064-nucleotide messenger RNA. The record is from the annotation of a GenBank genome assembly. Lineage: Eukaryota; Metazoa; Arthropoda; Insecta; Hemiptera; Pentatomidae.
UUCCACAAAUUCCUUUCUUUUGGUUGAAUCUUUACUUCUUCAACUUCCUCUUCUUCUUCUUCAUCAUCGUCCUCUUCCUCAACAUCCUCCUCCUCUUCAACUUCCUCUUCUUCUUCAUCAUCAUCAUUCACACCUAUAUUCCCACUAUCAUCUUCACAUUCAAGAAGCAAAGAAGGUUCUUCUGGUUCAACAUCAGAUAUGGAAGGAGGAGGUUCUUGUUUAAUCUAGAAUAAUUUAAAAAAUUAAGUUAAGAUUAUUACUAGGAAAAAUGAUAACUACAGAUGAAGAUAUUUAAUAUUAAGACAACAUACUAAUAAGUUAUUUAAUAUCAUAGUAAUAAAAAAAAAUUACUUCUCUUUUGAUGAACGGCAUUACUGCUUCGGGAGAAACCAUUACACAUGCUUCUUUCUCUCCAAAUAUAUCUAGUGAAGGAGAUGUUCUGAGUGAGCCCCAACCACCCCAGUCAUCUACGCCUCCUAGCCCAGAACCCAGGGGAUCUUUAAGCUCAAGAUCUAGUUCCAAAGAUAAUUUGAUAUCUCCAUCCAGCAUUUCAUCCAGGGGUGUCAACAACUCCCCACCAACUCCAAAAUACAUUUCCAUCCUACAAUACAAUCAUAUCAUUAAUGAACUUAAAUUAAACAUACACAUUUCCAUUCAUGAAAAUGAUAUUAACAGUACAUGAAGAGGAAAAACUUAAUUUAAUUCAGAAAUCAAAAUCUACCUGGGGAUCUAUCAUUAAUAUAAUAUAAUAAAUAAUAAUACAUGAUUAAUAGUGGUUAAAAGCAGAUACCUCAACAAAAUACAGCAGCGGUGACAUUAUAACUACUAGAGCUGACAACAAUAAUUAAAACAGAAUUACAAGACCAGUGGAAUUUAUUACAGAAUUUCAAUAUAUGGCACACAAACUUCAAAAGAUGUAUACAUUAAAAUGGAUAUUAAAAAUUGUACCAACUUAUUUUGACCGUACUGUUAGAUAAAAUUAUGUUAACAAAUUAAAUUAAAAACAAUCAACAUACUGAAAAGAUCAGUAAUGGAUCAUUUCAGAUAAAAAGAUACAAAUUCAAAACUACAAUCUUGCUUUCUGACCACAAAUCAGUGACAUUAUAAAAAUAUAUUACAAAAGAAAUCAGCAAAUAAAUUAUUUCACAAAACUCUUUUAAUUUUUUAUAGUAAUAAAAAAAAAAUUAAACAGUAAAAAAGGAGGAUCCCUAUAUGUAUAUAAAAAAAAAAAUUUAAUGACUAUAUUUCUCCAAAAAAUUAAAUAAUUUAAAAUGUAUUAAGUUGAACUAUGAUUAAUUGGGAAAAGUAUGAUUCAUAUUUGUUUUAAGUUCAUUGAGUAACAGAAGGGGCCUGAGUAGUGAAUAUAGUCAAGAGAAUCACCACCAGAUCAAUACUUUCAAGCCCCACCCACUUUCAUCCCCACUCCUUGAUAACAGUAUGUUAUCCAAACGCUGUGUACACAUUUAAUAAAACGAAAAUAAAAAUAAAGAAAAUUAUCUAAUGAAAAGCAAAUUUCAAGAAAUAAAUAUAAACGCAAUCACAUAAAACUUUAAAAUUCAGCGGUAAUAAAAAUAUAAACGUUUUAAAUUUUUAAUAAAAUAAUUACUAUAAUGAAUCAUUAUUUAAGCAUGCAUGCAUGCAACUGACAUUAACAUUAGAAAUAUAUUUCUAUUUUAUUCAAAUAUUACAAAAUUGAAUAAAGCAUUUGAUUUCCCCGGGAUCACUAUAAUGGCGGCAAAUAUGGAAUUAUUGAUAGUUACGAAAUAAUUCAGAUAAAAUUAAAUUAAGAUCAAUCUCGGUAGAAAUUAAAUAAUUAAGAAAUUAGAUGUACAAUAAUCCUUGAAUUUAAGUGCACUGAACUUAAAAGACUCCAUUAGGUUGCCAGGGGCAACGAUCCGAGUAGUGUGUUGACCUUGAAGAGAUUCCCGCCUAACAAAACGAAAACAUCAUAACCUUAUCCUAUUGAUAUUAAACUUUAUCUAUCAUUUUUAACUACAAUUUCAAGCCUAGAUUACCAGGAAACCGUUUGACAGUCAUAAAGGGACACAAAUUGGCUCUAAAACACUUCCUAAAAAAUUAGGGUUUUCACAGUUCUCUUAGCACCGACGUGUUUUCGGUUUAACAGUAUGAAAAACACAUCAAACAUUUUUUCCAAAUAUUAAAAUUAACUAACCUUAAUAGUUGAUCAGUUCUCUAUGUUUUAACGACUAUAUUGGAGCAAAAUAAUGAUAUUACAGUAAAAUACACGGGAGUCCCCUUAGUUUCGGCAGUCACAGGCUAAGAUGGCGGGCUACUGAACGUUGUCCCGGGUCCCCACUCCACGAUUCAAAAGUAGUGGCUCUCAUUGGUCAGUUUCGGCGGUAAAGUAGUUAAAUGCCUGUUGAUUGGCUGUUCCGUUUACUGGACCCAAACAUGUCCGCCCUACCCUCCAACCUAUUAUGAAGAUUAACAGCAACAAUAAAAUUUACUAGAGGUGUUUCACUUCCCGGUCAAGAAAUUUCAAAAUAUUAGCUGUUUCACGUAUAAAAUUGGAAAAAAUAACGAAAUAGUAACAUGGACUGGUGAUUCUGACCAUCAAUAAUAUUAAAUAUUGCCGGUAUCAAUAAACAAACCCCCCCACUACUUAAGUGUGUCCACCCCCUGAACUAUGAUAUUUUAGCAAUAUUUUAUUUUUAUAAUUGAAUCAUAAUUCAAUUUAUAAUAAGACAACUUUAAAUUUUAGUUAAUUUUAAAACUUUAAAGCAAUUUAUGGAAGUUUUUUUUCUAUUGUUCAAAAUAUCUAUCAUGACCAACUGAAUAGAGCUUUAGCAUUUCAUUAACCUUAUGUACUGUUAACAAGGAUUAAGAAUAAUAAGCAUAGUGAAGACUGGUAGAGGUAGUCAGAAGUUGGAUAAUGUUUUAAAUGAGUCAGAAAAUCUCACAAAAUGGCUCGAAAUGCAGAGAAAGCUAUGACUACUUUGGCUCGAUGGCGGGCUGCUCAAUUAGGGGAAGGUGAUCAAGCCAAACAAAGAAGACCAUAUUUAGCAUCUGAAUGUACUGAUCUUCAGCAAGCUGAAAAAUGGAGAAUGCAAAUCAUAAGAGAAAUAGCUCGUAAAGUUUCUCAAAUUCAGAAUGCUGGUCUUGGAGAGUUUAGAAUUCGUGAUUUAAAUGAUGAAAUCAAUAAACUACUGCGAGAAAAAGGGCAUUGGGAAGCACAAAUUCGAGAACUUGGUGGUCCAGACCACUCAAGGUCUGGGCCUAAAAUGCUGGAUGCUGAAGGAAAAGAAGUGCCAGGAAAUAGAGGCUACAAAUACUUUGGUGCAGCAAGGCAACUUCCUGGAGUUAGAGAGUUGUUUGAGCAGGCUCCUCCUCCACCUCCGCAUAAGACACGUGGGGAACUAAUGAGAGAUAUUGAUGCCUCUUAUUAUGGUUAUAUGGACGACGAAGAUGGAAUCAUUAUACCACUAGAAGAAAUUGAGGAAACUAAAGCUAUUAAAAAAGCUGUAGCAGAAUGGACUGUAAAAAAGGAAAAAUCAAUGGAAAUAGACGAAGAAGAAAAAGAAGAAGUCGAAGAAGAUAACAUCUACAAAGCAGCAGGAAAUAAAGAGGGCGGAGAAGAUGAUGAAGAGGAAGAUGCAGGGGAAGACGAUGGGUUUGAACUGAGUGCUAAGUUACUGGAAGGGUACAGAGCUCAUAUUCCUGUUCCUUCACAAAGAGAGGUGGAAGCCGCAAUUCUUGAAAGGAAAAAACAAGAACUUCUGGAGAGAUAUGCUCUCUAGAUUGAUAAGUGUAAUUUUUAUUACUUUUUGUCAAAAAUAUUUAUAUUUGCAGAUUUUUAACAUCCUCAUAAACUGGAAAUGUUCUGUGUAAUAUAAUCUAAAUUGAAAUUUGUAAAGUUUCAUUUUCUGUAGGCCCAUAGAAAUUAUGAUCAAUAAAUUAUACAUUUUUUGGAUUUAAGGGAAAUAUUAUUAAUGUACAUAGUUCAUAAAAUGCAUAUAUUUUCUAUUGGAAUCAAAUAUAUUUACAAUUUAUUUUUGAUAGUAUGAAAUGUGUUUUGAACUGAAAACCAUGUUUUCUUUUAUGCAUUAUUUUAAUUGUACAGAUUGUAUAAAUAUGUGUAUAUUAUUAUUUAAAAUAAUAUUUGUUUUGUUUUUUAAUCUGUAAAUAAAAAAAGUUUUCUAUAAGUUUUUUGUUGCAAUCCUUGUUAUUACUGAAUCAGUUGGUGAGCUCCUUUGCAAUUCUUCCUCACUAAUAUUGUAUUCUUUUUGAACAGCCUUUAGGUCUACUAAUGUGCCAAGCUUCUCCAAAUUUAUUAUGUUACCAUUUAUCUGAAAUAAAAUAAUAUAGCAUUAAAUAAUGAUUUCAUAUUAAUCAUUCCAGUAUGCUACUUCGAAGGGGCAAUUCCCUAUUUAAAUUUACAAGAAAAGAGGGCGAUCAGAGACCUCCAUUGAAGAAAUAAUAAAAAACAAAAUUACUUAUUGGUUUGUGUCAUAUGGUCAAAAUGAGAGAACCCAAGAUAACAACGGAAGCUAGAUUUAUAGAUCACAAAGCCACUACCUGGAAAGUUUAGAUUAUUUGCACAAUGUUUUUGAAGGUGCUGAACACAAAUUUUAGAGUCAGCCACCUCAGUUUAUUCUCAGCUAGAAACUUAUUUUGAAUAAAAAAUGUGAAAAAUUGAGUUUUACCCAUUCUUUGCUAAAUAUCAUGGAAACUAGAGUGAAAAAAAAAUGUACAUAUCUUUAUUAAAUUGUAGUAAAUUUACUAAAAUUAGAGCUCUAUUAAGUUUACUAGUUCCCAAGAUGCAGUUUUUCAAAACAAUCGCUAUCCAUACAAAUUUAAAAUGAAUUUAACUAGCUUCAUUUUGAGCGCUGAUAGACACUUGUAUGGCCAAUAGUCUCGGAUAUAUUUUAUGUUUGCGUUGAAUCGUUAAAAUGUUUUUAAUGAUCCAUCAAAGUCAAAAAAAUGUCCAAUAGUAGCCAUUUUUUAAUUUAAUGAGUUAUCGACUGCAUUGAUAACAUUAAUUAAAUUAAAAUAAAUAAUUAAGUUAUUAACUCUUGAUGUAAAUAAGAGUUAAUUAUAGGAUUUUGUUAAAAGAACAAAAAUUGUUAUAUUACAAAAUAAAACCUUAUAUAUUACCAGAAUCAAUCCUUGGCAAAUGAAUAAUUCUGUAAAAUCUCUAACCAAACGAGUGUAUUUUCAUGACCAGAUUUAGCUUAAUCAAUUAUAAUGAUAAUCUUAUGGUAGACAAUCUAACUGGUAACAGCUAUACAUACAUUAUAAGAGAACAAAGCAAUGGCAAACAGCUUGCAUAAAAAAUACUAUUCAAUUUUUUAAUUACUAUUAGAACUUUGUUAAGGCUGUUGCUACCCCUUAGCAAUAUUUUUUCAUUUUAAUCUGAAUCAUUGAAUGGCAUGUACAAUUUAAAUCAUACAAAUACUUUUAUAAACAAAAUAUUUCCUCGCUAGCCAUAACAGUUAGCUUGAUAGUGAGGUAUUAGUUAAAAAAAAAAAAAAUAAUAGUAAUAAUUUUAAGAUUAAUUCACCUUAGGCAGUUCUGCUUUCAAAUCUUCCUCAGAACCAAUAAUAGCUAUUAACGCGUUGGUAUCAUUUUCCUGCAAACCAAACUUCACCAAAGAUUUGCUAAUAUGUUUUGAUACUGACAAGUUAUACAAUAACUCAGUGUUAAUAUUUCUAGUUACUAGUUUAUUACGAGAUCGAGCAAGGCAAGCUUUAUCAGCUGCAACUGCUAUUUGAAAAGGAUCUACAACCAGAGAUGGUGUUAUACAACAACACCUUAUAGACUGUUCCAUAAUUUUCUUUUUUAUUUCCAAAUUUUCAGUAAUAUUGGAUAGUAAGCAUAUAGACAGAAUCUCUCCUGUACCUAACUUGUAACUUCUGAACAUAUUGAAAAAAUUGAAAUAGUUUCAGGAAAAAUAUUUUAAGAUUAGUUAAAAAUUCUCUUUUAGGGAACUAAAAAAAAAUAAUUGCUUUCAAUCUUUAGCCUUCCAUGGUAGUGAGAAGAGAUUAUUUCAAAAAUUAAACAAAACUGUUUACUUAGCACCUAUUCCGCUAUAACCUCCUCCUAA